This is a messenger RNA of Torulaspora globosa, 2241 nucleotides long. It is a transcript of the gene SDA1, whose product is annotated as Sda1p. Gene Ontology annotation, biological process: ribosomal large subunit biogenesis; ribosomal large subunit export from nucleus. Gene Ontology annotation, cellular component: nucleolus. The coding region runs from base 1 to 2241 and encodes 746 amino acids. NCBI's taxonomy places the organism in Eukaryota, Fungi, Ascomycota, Saccharomycetes, Saccharomycetales, Saccharomycetaceae. The transcript has a single exon. The record is from RefSeq and is a predicted model, not a curated record.
AUGGCAAAACGUGGGAGGGCUGCUAUUUUGCCGACUAAUAUUAUUCUGCUGCAAAAUUUGGUGAAGCGUGAUCCGGAAUCAUACCAUGAAGAGUUCCUACAGCAAUAUGCCCAUUACGAGUCAUUGAGAGAUAUCUUUAUGCUGCAAGGUUUGACAGGUUCGGAGAAUAUCGGAGUCUCUGGUGAAACAGGUUCUUCUGGUUCUUCAGGUACCACAAGUACAACCGAGCAGCUUCUUGAGCUAAUCGGCUUUGUUUCGCAAGUCUGUUCAUGUUUUCCCAAGGAGACCGCAAACUUUCCUGACGAGCUGAAGCAAUUGGUUCUUGAGCAUCACAAAUCACUGCCGUUUGCAUUAAAGGAAAAGAUCAUCGCAUCACUGACGAUGCUGAGAAACAAAGGUGUGAUCACAGCUGAACAAUUUAUUCAGACAUUGUUCCCUCUGCUGAUUGCUUACUCGUCUCAAGGCAAUGCCUUAACAGUAAAUUCCCAUGCGCGUGAACUGAGACAACUGAUAUACAAGAAUCUGAUUUCCUUGCUGAAGAGCUGUAACACAGGAUCGAAAAACCAGAAGCUGAACAGAUCUACCCAGGCUGUCUGCUUUAACUUGCUCGACCAGCCCGACUCUCAAGGUAUUUGGGCUUCCAAGCUGACGAGAGAGCUGUGGAGGCGAGGCAUUUGGGAUGAUUCCAGAACUGUUGAGAUCAUGACCCAGGCGACACUACACAGUGACGUGAAGAUCGCCAUCUCAGGAGUCAUGUUCUUUCUAGACGCAGAUAGAGAACGUGAGGCCAAUUUCGAGGAAGAUUCUGACGACGAAGGAGGAUUCGAUCUGGAUGCAGUUAAACAUAAGAUGCAGGUUAAUAAGAAAACCGGUAGACGUAAUAAAAAAUUAGAGAAUGCUAUCAAGACUUACAAGAAGAAAAAAAGCGGUUCCGGACAGCCCAGCGGCUAUCUGAAUUUCAGUGCAAUCCAUCUUUUGCGAGAUCCACAGGGAUUCGCUGAGAAGCUUUUCAACCAGCAUUUAUCUGGGAAGAGUAAUACGAAGUUUGACCUUGAUCAGAAGAUCUCGCUGAUGCAGCUGAUCUCCAGAAUGGUUGGUACGCACAAAUUGAUGAUUCUGGGGCUAUACACUUUCUUCCUGAAGUAUCUAACUCCGAAGCAAAGAGAUGUGACAAAGAUAAUGUCGGCGUGUGCCCAAGCAUGUCACGAAUUGGUGCCACCAGAGAACUUACAAGUACUUGUCCGCAAGAUCGCAGACGAAUUCGUGUCAGACGGUGUCGCCUCCGAGGUGGCGGCGGCUGGUUUGAACACCAUCAAAGAAAUAUGUUCUCGUGCACCUCUGGCGAUCGACGAAACCUUGCUGCAGGAUCUAGUGGAGUACAGGAGCUCCAAGGCGAAGGGUGUCAACAUGGCGGCCAAAUCGCUGGUGACCCUGUACCGUGAGGUUGCGCCAGAGAUGUUGAAGAAGAAGGACCGUGGUAAGGUUGCCUCUAUGGAAUUGCAGGAAGCCAGACGUGAAGGCCAGGACAUCAAGCAGAAGAGACCGCAAUUUGGUGUCGAAACUGACCAAGUCGAGGGCAUUGCUGGUAUUGAACUGCUUGCCAAAUGGAAACAAGAGAACGGGGACGGCGACGAGGACGAGGAAGCCAAUUGGGAAGUCGACGAGGAAGCCGCCAGUGAGGACGAUGUGGACGGUGAGUGGGUCACCAUUGAAAGCGAUAAAGAGUACGAUGUCGAGAUGAGCGACAGCGACGACAAGGACUCUGAUCUGGAACUCAGCGAAGACGAAGACGGCGACGCCGGCAAGAAGCCUGCAAAGAUCGAGCCAGAGGAGGCAUUUCGCGACCUUGCAUCUACCAGAGUGCUCACCCCAGCUGAUUUCGCAAAGCUGAAUGAACUGCGCGCUGAAGAAGGUGUCUCCAAGCUAAUGGGCUUCCCAAACAAGAAGAACGAAGAGCUCGUCGACUCCGAGACCCUGGUCGGCCCCGUCAAGUACAAGCAGACCCGUGAAGAGAGGAUCCAGAAGAUCAUGGAGGGCCGCGAAGGCCGUGACAAGUUUGGCAGUCGACGCGGCAAGCGGGACAAGGCUCACUCGACCACCAACAGAGAAAAGGCCAGAAAGAAGAAUUUUGUCAUGAUGAUCCACAAGCGCUCAGUACAGGGCAAGCAGAAGAUGUCGCUGCGAGAUAAGCAGAAGGUUCUCCGUGCUCACAUCACAAAGCAAAAGAAGAAGGGAUUCUAG